CCUGGAAGGGGACGCCAGAGAGGGUGAGAGCCCCGUUGUGCCCGGACCUGUUGCACCACGAGGCGCUAUCUACGAGUCGGGUUGUUUGGGAAUGCAGCCCAAAUCGGGCGGUGAAUUCCGUCCAAGGCUAAAUACGGGCGAGAGACCAAUAGCGAACAAGUACCGCAAGGGAAAGAUGAAAAGGACUUUGAAAAGAGAGUCAAAAAGUGCUUUAAAUUGUCGGGAAGGAAGCGGAUGGGGGCCGGCGAUGCGCCCCGAUCGGAUGUGGAACGGUGACGAGCCGGUCCCCCGAUCGACUCGGGGCGUGGACCAGCGUGGAUUGGGGGAGCGGCCAAAGACCGGGCUCUCGAUACGCUCGUGGAACGCCGUCUCCUUGAUUGUGGCAGGCAGCGCAUGCCUCCGGCGUGCUUCGGCAUCUACGCGCUCUGGACGCUGGCCUGUGGGCUCCCCAUUCGACCCGUCUUGAAACACGAACCAAGGAGUCUGACAUGUGUGCGAGUCAACGGGCGAGUGAACCCGUAAGGCGCAAGGAAACUGAUUGGUGGGAUCCCCACGAGGGGUGCACCGCCGACCGACCUUGAUCUUCUCAGAAGGGUUCGAGUGUGAGCAUACCUGUCAGGACCCGAAAGAUGGUGAACUAUGCCUGAGCAGGGCGAAGCCAGAGGAAACUCUGGUGGAGGCCUGCAGCGAUACUGACGUGCAAAUCGUUAGUCUGACUUGGGUAUAGGGGCGAAAGACUAAUAGAACUCUCUAGUAGCUGGUUCCCUCCGAAGUUUCCUUCAGGAUAGCUGGAGCUCGCGUGCGAGUUCUAUCGGGUAAAGCCAAUGAUUAGAGGCCUUGGGGGCGCAACGCCCUCGACCUAUUCUUAAACUUUAAAUAGGUAGGACGGCGCGGCUGCUUGGCUG
Molecule: messenger RNA, 905 nt
Organism: Capsicum annuum
Lineage: Eukaryota; Viridiplantae; Streptophyta; Magnoliopsida; Solanales; Solanaceae
Exons: 1
Coding region: 92-466 (124 amino acids)
Source: RefSeq, a predicted model, not a curated record